AAUUAAGUGAGCCGGACUGCGGUGGUUUCUUCUUCUCGUUUUAACAGAACAAUUUUAAAGGCUAUAGCCUUCUGUAGUUGACUCAUCUCUGAGCUUCAAUUAAAACCCAGACGGUUUUUCUACUCUCUCAAUCUAUUUUCCACCUGAAAAGCCGAAAUCCUUUCAGUCGGGAUCGUCGAUCUGCACAAACCGGACGGCUGUUUUUUUUAGUUUUUUAUUUUAUUUUAUUUGUUAAGUUGUAUUUAACGGGCGUAGAUCGGUCCGAGUGGGCAGGAGCUAGCUUUAUAAGGUAAAUCGUGAGAAUAUGGCACUAAAUCCAGCGUACGAUGCCAUCGGCAAAGGGUUCGUCGAGCAGUAUUAUUUGCUAUUCGACAACCAGGUCGAGAGGAGUAAACUAGUCAAUAUGUACAACGCAGAGACAUCAUUUAUGACUUUUGAAGGAAUGCAACUUCAAGGAAGCAUGAAAAUCAUGGAGAAGUUAUCUGCUUUAACUUUCCAAAAGAUAAAUAGGGCAGUAACUUCAGUAGACUCGCAACCAAUGUUUGACGGUGGCGUUUUAAUAAAUGUUAUAGGAAGACUUCAGACUGAUGAAGAUCCACCACACGCUUACAGUCAAACUUUCGUUUUAAAGCCAAUCGGAACAAGUUUUUAUAUUCAACAUGAUAUAUUCAGGCUAGCUCUACAUGACUCCCUUUAACUGGAACUGUUAAAACUCCAGCAACAAUAAAUAAAUGGAACAGGCAGUUAAUUCAUAGCUGUUCAAACAUAAAUCUUUGAUUUGUAACACUUAAAGACAUAUAUAUAAAUGGUUCUUUCAGUUCAUUGUUCAAACAGUUCUACAUUAUAUAAUAAUAAAACCAUUUAUGUUCAUUAUGUGUUGACUUUGACAAUUGUAAUAAAUAAUAACUAGGAGUGUUAA
Molecule: messenger RNA, 919 nt
Organism: Cimex lectularius (bed bug)
Lineage: Eukaryota; Metazoa; Arthropoda; Insecta; Hemiptera; Cimicidae
Gene: Ntf-2
Product: probable nuclear transport factor 2
Exons: 5
Coding region: 305-697 (130 amino acids)
Biological process (GO): protein import into nucleus
Cellular component (GO): nuclear pore central transport channel
Source: RefSeq, a predicted model, not a curated record